AUGGAUCUGUGGCCUCGUUCUAUGAACCGUAUGAUGGACGACUACUUCCGUGAUCUCGAUCGUUUUGAGAGAAGCCUUUUCCCGUAUUGGAGAAAUGCAGAUCAGUCGAUGUUGCACGUCGCAAAUGAAGCCCAGCAGAUGGUCAACGAUGAUAGCAAAUUUGCUGUAACGCUUGAUGUAUCCCAAUUUCGCCCCGAAGAACUGAAGGUUCACCUAGAAGGGAAGGUGCUGACUGUCGAGGGAAAACAUCAACACAAGGAUGACACAAGUUCCUUGGAAAGAUCAUUCGUUCGAAAGUGGACGUUGCCGGAAAACGUAGAUCUGGAGGCACUCCGUACCCAGCUAAACGAUGCUGGACAUCUCUCCGUCGAGGCACCGAAGGUUGGUCAUCCUGCUGCUCAGAUGCGCUCUAUCCCAAUAGAGCGCGUUCCAUCGCAGCUUUAA
Molecule: messenger RNA, 444 nt
Organism: Angiostrongylus costaricensis
Lineage: Eukaryota; Metazoa; Nematoda; Chromadorea; Rhabditida; Metastrongylidae
Source: the annotation of a GenBank genome assembly